Anopheles coluzzii is the source of this 1029-nucleotide messenger RNA. RefSeq lists its product as uncharacterized. Bases 447 to 824 code for a protein of 125 amino acids. The record is from RefSeq and is a predicted model, not a curated record. NCBI's taxonomy places the organism in Eukaryota, Metazoa, Arthropoda, Insecta, Diptera, Culicidae. The transcript has a single exon.
ACUUUUUACUAAACCAUUUUGUGAUGUUGAUUGAUGUUAGGAGAUGUUUAUCUAUUUUUAACUACAAGCUACCGAUCACAUUGCCUUCCGGGCUCAAAGUGCACCAUGGCACGCCACAAUAAAAUAAAAAUCGCUGCUACCUUUCUCGGAAUGGGCAUUACUUUUCGUGCAGUUUGCAUCAUGCAUUCGAUUCUUCUUCUAGCCUGCUUUGCCGUGAGCCUUAUCCUUAUCGAUCCAGGAGAAGGGCUUAUACGCGUCAUUCUGGACUUCGAUCGAUGGGAAGUUAACAAUGGAUCAGCCUUCUUCAACAUGGAAAAGUUUCGUGUGCGAAAGUUUAACCGAACGCUGUCCGUGAUGAACGGUACCGGUGUGCUGCUGGUCGAUCUUGACGAUCGCUAUUCGGUAACUGCAAUGCGGAAAUAAUCUACUUUACGUAGAAAUCACAUAUGACGGUUGUCUUACCUUCACCUCUCCCACAGUAUGGAGUGCAUUUCGCACGGAGCGCUCAAGGCAACAACCAGUUCAAUGCGUACCCGAUGAAGCUGGCAGCGAAACCGUUCUGUCAGUUUGUCAACAUGUACUAUCGCGAGUAUCAGCACCUGUUUCUGAAGUACACCAACCUACCGUUCGUACCACCGGAAGGGCUGUGUCCAUUCCCGAAGGGCACAUACUGGGCGAAAGAUGCACACUUCGACUCGUCCGUUAUUCCGGUGGUAGUGCCGGAGGGGCUUUGGCGAGCCACAACUGAUCUGGUUGAUACGGUAACUGGUGAGCUGGUUGCCCGUGGUUCAAUGUACGUUCGCUUAAGCAAGGAGAUGAUGUAAAUCCAUUAAAAAGUCAAGAAAUCAUGUAUUAAGACUAAUAAAUAUGUAAAAAAUACUUCUGAAAAUUGUUAAUUUACCAAAUUGCCGACGCGACCUUGUGGAUGGAUUAACAGGACUUUACGCGCUGGGUUGUCCGGUGCCAUGCGGUGGCAUAACAUGAUCGCGGGCUGGUGAGCUUUAUACGCUGCCUGGCAGUGUAAUCAAC